Molecule: messenger RNA, 957 nt
Organism: Salvia hispanica
Lineage: Eukaryota; Viridiplantae; Streptophyta; Magnoliopsida; Lamiales; Lamiaceae
Product: putative transcription factor At4g00390
Biological process (GO): regulation of DNA-templated transcription
Cellular component (GO): nucleus
Source: RefSeq, a predicted model, not a curated record
AUGUCAAGAAAUCGUGUGACUAUGUCGGAUUCCAGCGAAGAAGACGAUGAAGUCGCUUUGGAGGAAGAGUCCGACUCCGAAUUGGAACUCCAACAGACUCAAUCUGUGAUGAGAAAGCCACUGUUGCCGCCCCCUUCUCCUUCUUCAUCGGAGGAAGAAGAUCCGUCUGAGGAAUUUGAAACCGAGUCGAAUUCUGAUUCCGAUUUGAUGCAAAAGACACUAGCCGCCAAGCCAUUGGUAGAGACUCAACCAAAGCCGGUGGAAGACAGUAACCUUCGUUUCACGCUGGUGAAAAUAAGCCCCGGUACCAAUAAGGCCACCAAUUCUUCUGAUGCUGCUGAUGUGGUUACUCGUGCCAAGAAGUCCGAGACAUCGGAGAGGAAGUCUAACCUCUUCCAGAGAAUCUGGAGCGAGGGCGAUGAGAUUGUCAUCUUGAAGGGGAUGAUCGACUACUUAGCUACGUAUAAAACUGAUCCAACUCAAGAUAUAGACGAGUUUCAUUCUGUUAUCAAGGAGGAUCUACAGGCUGAUGGUAGCCGAGCGCAGCUCCUCGAUAAAAUCAGAAGGAUGAGGAAGAAGUUCGAGAGGAAAAUCAAGAGUGGCAGAGAGAGGACCUUCUCCAAGCCCCACGAGCAGAGUGUUUAUGAUCUAUCGAAAAUGAUUUGGGGUAAUAAAGAGAAGGCGAUUGUGGUGAGGGGAUCUUCUAGCAAGAAGGAGAGUGAAGAGGUGUUGGAGAAGAAGAGGAAGAGGGUGGACUUGAAUAACCGUGGGGCGAUGACCGUGGAGGAGAGGAUGUUGAUGGAUGGUGGAGACUUGUUUGAACCGGGGCAAGGCCGUAAGGGGGAAAAGGAGUGGAAGAAGCUUAGAGUUGAGGAAUGGCAGAAUUACCUUAAGCACUUGGAGGUAAGAGUAGUUCAAACCAAACUUAUUUUGGGAGCUAUGAUGAAGCGUUCUUAG